AUGACACAGGAUUACGGAAACGGAGGGACAGUCUGUGUGUGCGAUGAAAGCCAUUGCGACGACUUGGAGGCCAUUCACAGGACUCACAAACAGGUCGUCACUGUUUACGAGUCCUCUAAAAGUGGAUUUGGGGGCGCCUUCACAGACGCCGCCGGUAUUAACAUUAAAAGUUUGCCACAAAUACUGCAAAAGCGGUUAAUUGAGGACUAUUUCGGGGAAACGGGUAUUGAGUAUACAUUGGGUCGGAUACCGAUCGGGGGCUCAGACUUCUCCACACAUGCCUAUAGUUAUGACGAUAACUAUAAAAACGACUUUGAAUUAAAACACUUUAAUCUAAUGAAAGAGGAUUUUGAUGAUAAGAUACCGUUAAUUAAAGCAGCUAAGCAAGUGAGCAAGCACGAUUUGCGACUGUUUGGAAGCCCGUGGUCAGCACCAGCCUGGAUGAAAAACAAUUCAGAGUUAAACCAUGGUGGUUAUCUAAUUGGCAAACCGGGUGGUGAAUACUAUAAGACAUACGCUAAAUAUUUAGUCAAAUUUUUGGACUCGUAUAAAGCACAGGGCAUACCAUUAUGGGGUAUUACCGUAGAGAACGAGCCCAUGAUUGCCGUAUAUAUGGGAAAACAGCAUCCAUUCAAUAGUAUGGCAUUCACUCCCGAACUGCAACGAGAUUUCCUGAAACUAGAUUUGGGUCCCAUUAUGUCUGCCGCCGGUUAUGGGCCUAACGUUACCCGAGUUAUGGUUUGCGACGAUAACAGACCCUUCAUUGCCAACUGGUCUGACAUCAUAUACCGGGACAAAGAGGCGGCCCAAUACGUGUCCGGAAUGGCCUUUCACUGGUAUAUUAACAAUGAAAGCAAUGUGGUCAAUCUGGACACUGUACACAAUCAGGAUCCGAGCAAGUUUAUUAUAAGCACCGAGGCGUGUGAAAUGUGGUUAAAUAUGGAUCAACGCGUUUAUUUGGGAAGUUGGCAAUUAUUUGAGAGAUACGCCACUGACAUAAUUACGGAUUUGAAUCAUUGGGUCGGGGGUUGGGUUGACUGGAACCUGGCUCUGGAUAUUGGUGGUGGACCCAAUUGGGUGGAUAACUUUGUGGACGCGCCGAUUAUAGUGAACGCUACGGCCCGGGAGUACUACAAACAGCCGUCGUUUUACUCGAUCGCACACUUCAGUAAAUUCCUUCCGCCCGGCGCUCAACGCCUGAACCAUACGCUCGCAGUCGACGGCCCGACAGAUGCGGACACUCUGUUGACCACCAGUUUUGUCCGCACAGACGGCGGGACAGUUGUCGUCGCACUCAAUGAGUGUCGCCGACAUUGA
Messenger RNA from Medioppia subpectinata, 1317 nucleotides. Lineage: Eukaryota; Metazoa; Arthropoda; Arachnida; Sarcoptiformes; Oppiidae. The record is from the annotation of a GenBank genome assembly.